CAGGAGCAGAGAUCUGCAAUAGAUAAACACACACACUCUCGCACACACACACCAGCUGGCUUGCUUGCAGACACACACCACCGAGAGCACUGAGAGGCAGACACUACAGAUGUGGAGGAUUGCUUUCUCUAAAUAUCUUAUUUUGAUGGACUCAUUGUCAGCUCUCAUUUCAGUGGAAAAACAGCCACCGCAGCAGAGAGGCAGGUGUGCCCUUUAAGAGGGGGAGCAGCUGAGGCAAGGACAGCAUCCAAGUCUCCAUCCUCUGUGGAGGUUGUGCAGCCCUAUAGAGUGUGAGAAAGAGGGGUGGUCAGUCGAAGCUCUCCAGUUUUCUGUUCUCGUUCCUUCCAUCUGGAAAAAGGCUGAAAUGGUUGGCAGCAUUCACAGGCCUAAACCUGUCUGAGUGAGCCCUAUGAACACAAGACCCAAUGGACAUCAAAGGCCAGUGUUGGACAGACGAGGAGUCGGACGGGGAGAAUGAGUCGGAGCAGUUCCUGUAUGGCAUUCAGGGGAGCUGUGCUGCUGACCUGUAUCGUCACCCUCAACUGGAUGCUGACAUCGAGGCAGUGAAAGAUAUCUACACUGACAGUGCUGUGUCUGUCAGAGAGUAUGGGACCAUCGAUGACGUGGACAUCGAUCUUCACAUUAACAUCGGUUUCUUAGACGAGGAGGUUGCGACAGCUUGGAAAGUUAUCAGAACAGAGCCCAUUAUUCUGAGACUGCGCUUUUCUCUUUCUCAGUACCUCGAUGGACCUGAGCCGUCAGUCGAAGUGUUCCAGCCCUCCAAUAAAGAAGGCUUCAGCCUGGGCCUGCAGCUCAAAAAGAUCCUGAGCACGUUCACCUCUCAGCAGUGGAAGCACCUCAGUAAUGAGUUCCUCAAGGCCCAGCAGGAGAAGAGGCACAGCUGGUUCAAAGCCGGAGGGACCAUCAAGAAGUUCCGAGCCGGGCUCAGCAUCUUCUCCCCCAUACCCAAGUCUCCAAGUUUCCCUCUGAUCCAAGACACAGUUUUAAAAGGGAAGCUGAGUGUCCCUGAGCUGAGAGUGACCCGUCUGAUGAACCGCUCCAUCUCAUGUACCAUGAAGAACCCUAAAGGCGAGCUGUACAGUUAUCCUCCAAACAGCCAGACUGUGGCUGUCCCGGCGGCCAGGGCCCCAGCGCAGAUUACCACGAGGCAGCUGAUUGAAUUGUUUUUCUCAUCCCAGGCGGGCGGCCACUGCAAGAACAUCCCUACCUUGGAGUAUGGCUUCUUAGUGCAGAUAAUGAAGUACUCAGAGCAGAGGAUCCCCACACUCAACGAGUACUGCGUGGUCUGUGACGAACAGCACGUCUUUCAGAAUGGAUCCAUGCUGAAGCCUGCAGUGUGCACCAGGGAGCUGUGUGUGUUCUCCUUCUACACUCUGGGUGUGAUGUCAGGAGCUGCAGAGGAAGUGGCCACUGGAGCAGAGGUGGUGGACCUACUUGUGGCUAUGUGUCGAGCAGCUCUUGAGUCUCCUCGUAAAAGCAUCAUCUUUGAGCCCUACCCAUCAGUCGUCGACCCCAAUGACCCCAAGACCUUGGCCUUCAACCCAAAGAAGAAGAAUUAUGAGAGACUGCAGAAAGCACUGGAUAGCGUUAUGUCCAUCCGGGAAAUGACCCAGGGCUCAUAUCUGGAGAUCAAGAAACAGAUGGACAAACUGGACCCUCUGGCCCAUCCGCUGCUGCAGUGGAUUAUUUCCAGUAACAGGUCUCAUAUUGUCAAGCUGCCUCUCAGUAGGCAACUGAAAUUCAUGCACACCUCCCACCAGUUCCUGCUGCUCAGCAGUCCCCCGGCCAAGGAGGCUCGUUUUCGCACUGCCAAGAAGUUAUACGGCAGCACCUUCGCCUUCCAUGGUUCCCAUAUAGAGAACUGGCACUCUGUUCUGAGAAAUGGACUAGUCAAUGCCUCUUAUACCAAACUGCAGCUGCAUGGGGCAGCGUAUGGAAAGGGCAUCUAUCUGAGCCCCAUCUCCAGCAUAUCUUUUGGAUACUCAGGAAUGGGGAAAGGACAGCACCGCAUGCCCACCAAAGAUGAACUGGUGCAGCGUUACAACCGCAUGAACACCAUACCACAGAGCCGACCAAUACAAUCAAGGUUUCUUCAGAGUCGAAACCUGAACUGCAUCGCUCUGUGUGAAGUUAUCACAUCUAAAGAUCUGCAGAAACAUGGAAACAUCUGGGUGUGUCCCGUCUCCGACCACGUCUGUACUCGCUUCUUUUUUGUGUAUGAGGAUGGCCAAGUAGGAGAUGCCAACAUCAACACCCAGGAGCCUAAGGUUCAGAAGGAGAUCAUGCGUGUGAUUGGGACCCAGAUCUACUCCAGCUAAUAGAGGUUCAGCAGCGACACACCGACGGAUUCUGGAGGAGGCACACAGGCAGGCAGGCUGAAAGAGCGAAUGUUUUGGCGAGUGGACCUCGGGCCUGAUACUGAAGGCCGAGGCAGCUCCUGAGCACAUUGUUUCUAGAGUUUUUUUUUUUGCUGGUCCUCUCAUUUUACCCUCUCUCCUCUUGUUCCUAAAUGAUUACACGCUACAUGUUUAUUUAACCGUCCGUUAGAUUUGAGCCUGGUCAAAGUCUGUCUGCUUUUCUCAGUUCAUGACACUAACAACAAAACUGUAACUCUGCUGAAGAAAAAACCAGGGUAGUCACUGGCUCUCCACACGUACAAUAUAUUCACACACCCACUUUCAAAUCUUGGAUCAACUGGGCUUUCUCCUUCAUGCUGCACUUCCACUGAUCCGUUGGACUAAUUAUCUCUAUUUAUCAUUUCUCUUUGUGAAUAUCUAGUAAAAAAAAGAAUUCCAAACAAUAAUUAAAUCCCUUUGUGGUUGGAUGGAUUUACAUGCACAUAGAAGUUUGUUAUCUUAUUGUGUUUACGAAGGCAUUAUCUCUGAUUUCAUUUUCCUCAACUAAAGACAUGAAUUAAGCUUCUGUGAAUUUAUGGUAAUCUGACGGGGAGCAGGCAGCGCUCUGUUGUUUUUGUCCUUGUCUGACUGGAUGAAGCUGCCAGAGUCCAGUAAACGAGGCGUAGUUACGUACACUAUGGGCACUUUGAUUAUCAAAUGUUAAAAAAAAAAAAAAAAAGCAGUUAACAGUGUUGUGAUUUUUCAUGACUGGAUCAAGACCGUUCUGAUCGAUGAUGCACUUUCAAAACCUCACAGCUCCUCAAAAAAAAAACAUUACUUCUAUCUGACUGGACAAACGUGUGAAAUGUCCUUAAAUCUUUAUUUAAUUAUAUUUUUUGAUUAACAAUAAUGAGAUUAGACCCUGUAAUGUAAAAGCGUUGGUAUGAUUCCACUGUUGUUUCGCUUUUAAUUCAUUGUUUUGUUUUACAGAGGGUAGCCUGUGUUCCACUGGACAUUAUUUUUGCAUUUUCAUGCAUUUGUCUGAAAAUAUGCUCCUGUCUUGAUAUUUUGACAAAGAUAGGUUUAAAAAUAAGUUUGUUUAAUCAGGCAUCUUUUUCCUUUCGAUAAUUUAUUUUUCAAUAAAUCUCUUUGUGUAUGAUCUACACUUCUCAUUGGAUGAACAAAAAUUCACUGUACAGAAAAACAUGGACAAUUUAACCAAACUAUCUACAGAGAGUAUCCAGUCCAGGUGAGCUCACAUCCCUCCCACUCCGACCUAUCGGACACUGGAUGUUACAGAGGUGCAUUAAAGUGCAGCUCUUUGAGAACCUUGUAUAGCUAAUCAAGUUUAUCAGUUAGUCAUGUACUGUAUGUAUGUAUGUACGUAUGUAUGUAUGUGUGGGUUUGUAUUUUCUUGACAUUAUACUAGACAUUGCACUUAUUCAAAGUUUGCCUAAGCUGGAGAAAUGGACUGUCCUCGGACCUGCAGCAGUGGAGGAAAAGAGGGUAAAAAAAAUAUUAACGGAGUCAGGAAAACUAUAAUAUUCAACAUCUUAACUAUGUCUGUACUAAUAUGGGCUUUCAGUGUUUCCUGGAACUAAAGAUUCCGACUACUGAAUGGACUCUGAGGCACUGAAAGAGAACGAACUGUAAAUAAGGACAAUGGGAGGACUUCUUUAACCAUUUUGCAAAGAAAGAGACGGGUGUGUGCAGUUGACUGUGCUAAAAACUGAUGCCUGUUUUUUUUGCCAAGAGGUUUGAGCUUUGAGUCUCUUUGAGAAUCUGUUCUCUCGCCUCCCUGUCUCUGGUGAGUAAUGUUUUCAGAGAUGAUGUCAACGACAAUGAUGGUGAUUAUGAUUAUGAUGAAAGGCGACAAUGCAGGAGGAAAAAAAAGAAUAAAGCCUGA
Messenger RNA from Paralichthys olivaceus (Japanese flounder), 4263 nucleotides. RefSeq names its product protein mono-ADP-ribosyltransferase PARP6. Gene Ontology annotation, cellular component: nuclear envelope; endoplasmic reticulum tubular network; membrane. Gene Ontology annotation, biological process: endoplasmic reticulum unfolded protein response. The record is from RefSeq and is a predicted model, not a curated record. Gene Ontology annotation, molecular function: kinase binding; NAD+ poly-ADP-ribosyltransferase activity; protein serine/threonine kinase activator activity. Lineage: Eukaryota; Metazoa; Chordata; Actinopteri; Pleuronectiformes; Paralichthyidae.